Naumovozyma dairenensis CBS 421 is the source of this 513-nucleotide messenger RNA. It is a transcript of the gene LTO1, whose product is annotated as ribosome biosynthesis protein LTO1. The record is from RefSeq and is a predicted model, not a curated record. Bases 1 to 513 code for a protein of 170 amino acids. Lineage: Eukaryota; Fungi; Ascomycota; Saccharomycetes; Saccharomycetales; Saccharomycetaceae. The transcript has a single exon.
AUGGAUAUUUUCGACAAUCUUUUGAAUUUAGAGGAACAGUUUUAUGAAGAAGGUUGGGACGAAGGACAUAACGAAAACUUGAAAAAUAAUUACCUAGAGGGGAAACAAUUUGGACUACAAGUUGGAUUUCAAAGAUUCGUCCUACUGGGUCAAAUGAGUGGCUUUUGUGAUGUAUUAGAAUCGUUACCAUUCGGUAAUAAUGCGAACUUAUUGAAAAAUAUUGAAGUUAUUAGAACUUUGAUUGAAUCAGUAGGAAUGAAUAAUGAUGAAGAAAAUGUAGAGAAUUUAGAGAAAACUUUGAUGAAAUUGAAGAACAAAUUUAGAACCAUAUUGAUUUCGGUGAAUCGAUUAAUGAAAAAAAUGGAUCAAACGAAAUCAACACCCUCGCCAUCAAUUAACUUCGAUCAAUUUGAGGAUUUAUCAAGAGUCAUAGCUGGUGAAAUUAAAGGUUUCGUAGAAGAUGAAGACGUUACUGAAGCUAAGACUACUCAAGAUCAAGCACAAGCAUGGUAG